Messenger RNA from Rhinolophus ferrumequinum (greater horseshoe bat), 2106 nucleotides. RefSeq names its product serine/threonine kinase 11 (gene STK11). Gene Ontology annotation, molecular function: ATP binding; protein serine/threonine kinase activity; protein kinase activator activity. Lineage: Eukaryota; Metazoa; Chordata; Mammalia; Chiroptera; Rhinolophidae. The record is from RefSeq and is a predicted model, not a curated record. Bases 252 to 1937 code for a protein of 561 amino acids. Gene Ontology annotation, biological process: regulation of Wnt signaling pathway; positive regulation of vesicle transport along microtubule; glucose homeostasis. The transcript is spliced from 10 exons. Gene Ontology annotation, cellular component: nucleus; cytoplasm.
CUCACCGUCGGGUGCCUGGGGCCCGGACCAGGCACGCCUCUUGAACUUACGUUUAGUACAAUCGUUUCUUUUUGAAGAAGGGUUUUCUUUUCUCUUUUUUUUCUUUUGCGUUUUUGUUGACUUUUUUUAGCGAAGGGAAUUUUUUUUGUGGGGGGGGGGGCGGGGGACAAAAAGAAGAAUCUCUCACGGGGGAAUCCAUAAAGGGGGAUAAGGGACCGCCGGCAGUGGGAGUCAGAGGCCUUGGGUCCAGGAUGGAUGUGGCAGACCCGCAGCAGCUGGGCAUGUUUACAGAGGGCGAGCUGAUGUCGGUGGGUAUGGACACGUUCAUCCACCGUAUCGACUCCACCGAGGUCAUCUACCAGCCCCGCCGCAAGCGGGCCAAGCUCAUUGGCAAGUACCUGAUGGGGGACCUGUUGGGGGAAGGGUCCUACGGCAAAGUUAAGGAGGUGCUGGACUCAGAGACGCUGUGCAGGAGAGCCGUCAAAAUCCUGAAGAAGAAGAAGUUGCGGAGGAUCCCCAAUGGGGAGGCCAACGUGAAGAAGGAAAUCCAGCUACUGCGGAGGCUGCGGCACAAAAACGUCAUCCAGCUGGUGGAUGUGCUGUACAAUGAGGAGAAACAGAAGAUGUAUAUGGUGAUGGAGUACUGCGUGUGUGGCAUGCAGGAGAUGCUGGACAGUGUACCGGAGAAGCGCUUCCCCGUGUGCCAGGCUCACGGGUACUUCUGCCAGCUGGUGGACGGCCUGGAGUACCUGCACAGCCAGGGCAUUGUGCACAAGGACAUUAAGCCUGGCAACCUGCUGCUCACCACCGGCGGCACGCUGAAGAUCUCCGACCUGGGUGUGGCCGAGGCCCUGCACCCAUUCGCUGAGGAUGACACGUGCUGUACGAGCCAGGGCUCCCCUGCGUUCCAGCCGCCAGAAAUCGCCAAUGGCUUGGACACCUUCUCUGGCUUCAAGGUGGACAUCUGGUCGGCUGGGGUCACGCUCUACAACAUCACGACAGGCCUGUACCCUUUCGAGGGGGACAACAUCUAUAAGUUGUUCGAGAACAUUGGGAAGGGGGACUACACGAUCCCAGGAGACUGUGGCCCCCCGCUCUCGGACCUGCUGAAAGGGAUGCUGGAAUACGAGCCGGCCAAGAGGUUUUCCAUACAGCAGAUCAGGCAGCACAGCUGGUUCCGGAAGAAGCACCCGCCAGCCGAGGAGCUGGUGCCCAUCCCGCCGAGCGCGGACUGCAAGGACCGUUGGCGCAGCAUGACUGUGGUCCCCUAUCUGGAGGACUUGCACGGCUGUGCCGACGACGAAGGGGAUGAGGACCUCUUUGACAUUGAGGAUGACAUCAUCUAUACUCAGGACUUCACCGUGCCCGGUCCCAGAGGAGGAGGCCGGGCAGAAUGGACAGAGCCGAGGCCUGCCCAAGGCCGUGUGCAUGAAUGGCACCGAGUCGGCCCAGCUGAGCACCAAAUCGAGAGUGGAGCGCCGGGCCAGUGCCGCCUCCAACGCCCCCCGCAAGGCCUGCUCCGCCAGCAGCAAGAGCCGCAGGCUUUCGGCCUGCAAGCAGCAGUGAAGGCAGCUGCCCGCAGCCCAUCUCCAGGAGCCUUGGGCAGGAGCCACGGUCCAGGUUCUACGGCCCAGGUCCUCCUCAGCCUUCCCACCGCCUGCUGGCCCAUCUCCGGCCGCCCAGGAAGGCUGCUGCCACACCCUCCGUGCCGACCACCCCUUGGGAAACGGGGGUCCUGGAGGGCUGUGGCUGGGGAACAGCAGGGACUGGGGUCUGGCCUCCCCAGUCUCAUGGGCAGUGGACACGACCUCCUGUUGACUUUGCAAUCCUGUGCUGAGCCCCUCUCCCUAGCCAAGGGAGGAGGGCGAGGCUGGGCCAUGGGCCCCGCGCAGCCCUCGCCAUGCACUUUACGUUUAGACUACUGGUUCUUGCCCUGACUUCUCUUUACUUUGCUACAUGUUAGCGCCUCCCACACCUAGUGAUGUGUUCAAACUGCAGCCGCGCUGGGGUGGACAGGCCUGCCCACAGAGAUGCAUGCCCAGUGCCCAUGGGAGCCAGGUGGCUGCCUUGUUUUUGUUUGGUUUUCUUUUCUUUCUUUUUUUUUUU